This is a messenger RNA of Fomitopsis serialis, 897 nucleotides long. RefSeq lists its product as uncharacterized. The record is from RefSeq and is a predicted model, not a curated record. The coding region runs from base 1 to 897 and encodes 298 amino acids. Lineage: Eukaryota; Fungi; Basidiomycota; Agaricomycetes; Polyporales; Fomitopsidaceae. The transcript is spliced from 2 exons.
AUGGGCCCGACAUUCAGCCCCUGCCCCCGCCCCAUCCUCAAACGCCCCUGCACCGUUGCCGACCUCCCCUCCGUUGCCCGCGAACGCGACGAGCCCACCGAGCUGCUCGCCAUCGACCGCGGCAUCCUCCAGCCCGUCGUCCGCUUCCCCUCCCGCCCCGCCCUCUCCAAGACCUUCUCCGCCCACUCCUCCGCCCAGUACGACCGCUCCCCCAUCGUCGUCCAGCCCAACAACUGCGCCCUCCCCGCUCGCGGCUGCCCCGGCCGCACCUACAGCCUCGACGACCACGCGCUCCAGACCUCCCCGCGCGCAUCGUCCAGCAGAAGGCGCAGCCCCAGCCGCGCCGGGCGACACCUCCACCCGCGUGCGGCCUUGGCGCUUCCCCUCGACGAGGAGGACGACGACCCGACGCCCCGCGCGAGCCCCCACGCGCCCCUCCCCGCGCUCGUGCCCGACCUCUCGUCCGAGUCUGACGAGUCCGACGGGUUCACGAGCCCGCCCAACGAGCUCGUCGCAGCCGGUAGGCCCGCGCUCGCCUAUAUGCGGAUGUCGCUGACCUUCCCGAUGUCCGCCGGCGCAGACUCCCUGGCCAUGGGCCUCGCGUCCCUCCACCUCUCGCAGUCCGAGGCCCUCGCGUUCCUCCCCCACCCGCCCUCGCCCCCGCGCAUGUACGGCUCUGGCAACGCGCACCCGCCAGAAACGGACGCCCGCGCGAUUCGUCAUGCGCGCAAUGGCAGUAGCGAUGGGAACGGGAGCCCGACGCGCGAGCGCAAGCGGCACACGCGCACGCGCAGUGGUGCGUCCGAGGCGAAUGCGCGCUACAAGGCGCUGUCGGAGAGCAGUCGGCUCAGCGACUGCUCGCUGGCGGACGAUCUCGGAUGUUUAGGUGGCUUCUAG